Ustilago hordei is the source of this 4401-nucleotide messenger RNA. RefSeq names its product putative Leptomycin B resistance protein pmd1. The transcript has a single exon. Gene Ontology annotation, biological process: transmembrane transport. Gene Ontology annotation, cellular component: membrane. The record is from RefSeq and is a predicted model, not a curated record. Bases 1 to 4401 code for a protein of 1466 amino acids. Lineage: Eukaryota; Fungi; Basidiomycota; Ustilaginomycetes; Ustilaginales; Ustilaginaceae. Gene Ontology annotation, molecular function: ABC-type transporter activity; ATP hydrolysis activity; ATP binding.
AUGUCUUUGAGCGGCGCUUCCGCUUCAGUCGCCACCGCUUCAGUCGCCACCGCUAAUGCGGUCCCGCAAGGUGUGCCUGGCGCAGUUGACCAGGUCACUGUACCUCGAACUGCUUCGCUGCUUUCACCGCAGCAGGCAAGCACGGAUCUACAGCCACAGCUCGACUCGGGAGCAAAAGAUGCGCAGCAGGCCAUCCUCAGCGACCCGCAACCAGUACAUGCUGUUGACGACGACGAGCAGAUCUCAGAGCAACACCAGGAACAACGACAAGAGCCAGCAACGACAUCACAAGCUCCCACAAAUCAGCAAAAAAAUCCUCCUGAGCAAGUGGCCAUCCCAAUGACUCCCGCUGCUCGUCGACUGCACAGCUCCACCUCCUCUCCGCUCUCAGAUCAAGCCAACGAAAAUCGAAGCACUAAAUCUUCCACCUCCAGCAGUGGCGGUAGGGACAGCGACCAGAAGCGUUCCGAACCCAAGCGGAGCAGAAGCAAGAAGAAGCACAAUGCUUCGGACGGCGUCCAAGUCGAACGUGUUGGUUUCAAGGAGCUCUAUCGUUAUGCUACCAUCUGGGACCACAUCUACAAUUUCAUCGGUCUCAUUGCUGCUGCCGCUGCCGGUGCUGUGCAGCCCCUCAUGACGAUUGCCUUUGGAAGCUUGACCACCGCUUUCCUCCAGUACUCCAACACACUGCUCUUCGGUGGUGACAUUGUCGCAGCUCGCAAUCACCUCAACCACCAAAUCGCCCAUGGCAUCCUCUUCCUCGUCUACAUCGGCAUUGCCAUGCUUGCUGCUACUUACAUCUACAGUGCUGCCUGGGUUUACACUGGACAAGUCAUCACUCGUCGUAUUCGAGAGAGGUACCUUCAGGCCGUGCUCAGACAGGACAUUGCCUACUUUGACCUUGUCGGUGCUGGUGAGAUCACAACCCGUAUUCAAUCUGAUAUCCAACUUAUCCAGGAAGGAAUCAGCGACAAGAUCCCCAUGUCGGUCAUGUUCAUCUCUGCCUUCGUUACCGGUUUCAUCGUCGCCUACGUCAAGUCCUGGCAACUUGCCCUUGCUCUCAGCUCCAUGAUCCCAUGUAUCAUUGCCGCAGGUGCCUUGAUGAACGCCGUCACUGCCAAGCUUCAACAGGCUGAGCUCGACCGAGUCUCGAAAGCUGCUUCCAUCGCUGAAGAAGCUCUUGCCACUCUUCGUACCGCCAAAGCUUUCGGUAUCGAGAACAACCUUGUCCAACUCUACGACGAGAGCAACAGGGAGGCAACUAGGUUCGGUAUGAAGAGGUCUCUCUUCCAAGGUAUUGGAAUGGGCGUCUUCUUCUUCGUCAUCUACAGUGGUUACGCUUUGGCCUUCUACUUCGGAGCCAAGCUCUUGGCAAGUGGUCAUAUCCAGUCCGGUACUGUCAUGAACGUCAUUCUCUCCAUUCUCAUCGGCGCCUUCUCCAUGGCCAUGAUGGCUCCCAACAUGCAAGCUCUUUCCUACGCUUUCGCAGCAGGUGCCAAGGUCUUCGAGACGAUCGACCGAAUUCCUCCCAUCGACUCGAGCGACCCUAGCGGACUUCGACCUGAGAAGUGCCAAGGCAAGCUUUCCUUCCGUGAUGUCGACUUCAGCUACCCCGCACGACCCGAUGUUCCCGUCCUCGACAACUUUAGCCUCGAAGUCCCUGCCGGUAAAGUCACUGCGCUUGUCGGAGCUUCCGGUUCGGGCAAGUCCACUAUUGUGUCUCUUGUCGAGCGAUUCUACGACCCCGAUGCGGGAGCUGCCUACCUUGACGGCGUCGAUCUUCGCGAUCUCAAUUUGAAGUGGCUUCGUACUCAAAUUGGUCUCGUAUCGCAGGAGCCCACCCUCUUCUCCACCGACAUCCGCACCAACAUUGCCCACGGUCUUAUCAACACUCCCUACGCCAAAGCUUCUGACGACGAGAAGGAGAAGCUCAUUGUCGAUGCAGCCAAGAUGGCCAACGCACACGGCUUCAUCUCUCAGCUUCCCAACGGCUACCAUACCAUGGUCGGCGACCGUGGCUUCUUGCUCUCUGGUGGCCAGAAGCAGCGUAUCGCUAUCGCUAGAGCUAUUGUCAAGAACCCUCGCAUUCUGCUGCUUGAUGAAGCCACUUCGGCUCUCGACACGCAGAGUGAAGCUGUUGUGCAGGAUGCAUUGGAGCAAGCGAGUCAAAACAGGACCACAAUCACCAUCGCACAUCGUCUCUCGACCAUCAAGAACGCCGACAACAUUGUUGUGAUGGGCAAGGGAGUCAUCCUGGAGACAGGCACACACGACCAGCUGCUCCAACUCAACGGAGCCUAUGCACAGUUGGUCGAUGCCCAGAAGAUCCGAGCCAACGUCAGCACAAAGACCACCGAGGAUGACGAAGAGGAGGAUGAAGGUGUCGGGAAGAAAUUCGUCCCUUCCAACGCCCAAGUCUCUGCUACUCCUCUUGUCACAACCGACGUCGAAAAGCAACAGCUUCGCGAGGAAGCCAAAGCCGAAAUGCCUGCUGGGCUCGACAAAACUGCCACCCAUGGCUCUGUUGCUUCUGCCAUCCUUGCUCAACGCCAAGCCCAAGCUGCUGCCGAGGAGGAGAACGAAAAGAUCCCUUCCAUCUUCUACCUUCUCUACCGACUCGCUAAGAUCAACCGCGACCACGUGCUGUCGCUCUACGUCCCGGGUGUCAUUGCUUCCAUCUGUUCCGGUGCAGCCUAUCCCUGUUUCUCGAUCUUGUUCGGCCAUGCGCUACAGAACUUCUCGCUCUGCAGUGCUAUCGGCGGUGGUCCCUGUCCUGAGCCGACGAGGAGUAUCAUGUUGCACGAUGCAAAUCGGUGGGCAUUGUACUUCUUUGUCAUUGCUAUCCUGUGUACGCUCGCGAUCGGCAUUCAGACUUACACACUGAUGAAGGCAUCAUCAAUUCUGAUGGAGAGGAUCAGGAGAAUGUCCCUCUUCGCCUACCUCAGGGCGGAUGUUGCAUACCAUGACGAAGACAAGAACUCAAGUGGCUCGCUCAGCAACUCUCUUGCGGACAACUCGCAGAAAAUUAACGGUCUUGUCGGUGUGACACUUGGAACGAUCAUUCAGUCCAUCUCGACUCUCGUCACUGGUGCCAUCAUCGCUUUGGCAAACGGAUGGAAGCUUUCGCUCGUCGUCAUUGCUUGUAUCCCUCUUACGCUCAGCGCUGGUUUCGUUAGGCUCCAACUCGUAGUUCUCAAAGAUGCUAGAAUCAAAAAGGCAUACCAAGGAUCAGCAGCGAAAGCAUGUGAAGCAGCCGGCUCCAUGCGUGUGGUCGCUUCUUUGACACGCGAAGAAGAUUGUCUCGAGAUCUACCGUCGCGAAUUGGACGCUCCCUCCCAGAUCUCCCGCAACACGGCUUUCUACGGCAAUUUCCUCUAUGCUGUCUCGCAAGCGCUGCAGUUCUGGAUUAUCGGUCUUGGUUUUUGGUACGGUUCUCACCUCUUGAUCAAGGGAGAGUACACCUCUGGACAGUACUUCACCAUUCUCACUGCUGUCGUUUUUGGAUCUAUCCAGGCAUCGAACGCGUUCUCUUUCGUCCCGGAUAUCUCUAACGCCAAAACCGCAGCUUGGGAUAGCAUCAAGUUGCUCGACAUGGUCCCUGAGAUUGAUGUCACCUCUGACGAAGGUGAAAUCAUUCCCCAAGUCCAGGGCCAUGUCAAGCUAGAGAAUGUGCACUUCCGCUACCCAACCCGACCAACCGUCCGAGUCCUGCGCGGCUUAGACAUUGAAGUGAAACCUGGAACAUACGUCGCUCUCGUCGGCGCUUCUGGUUGCGGUAAAUCCACCACGAUCCAACUCAUACAACGGUUUUACGACACGCUUUCCGGUAGAGUCCUCAUCGACGGAAAAGACAUUUCAAGCUUAAACCUCCGAGACAUCCGUAAACAUAUGGCUCUCGUAUCCCAGGAACCAACACUAUACGACGGUUCGAUUGAGUUCAACAUUCGUCUUGGUGCCUUCGAGGAUGCGGAUACGGUCAGCAUGGACGAGCUCCGCGCAGCAGCAGCCAGUGCUAACAUUCUCGCCUUUAUCGAGAGCUUACCUGACAAGUGGGACACUCAGGUGGGUGGCAAAGGCACACAGCUUUCAGGUGGUCAGAAGCAACGUAUUGCCAUUGCGCGCGCACUCAUUCGAAACCCCCGCAUCCUCUUACUCGACGAAGCAACCAGCGCACUAGACUCGGAUAGCGAGAAGAUCGUACAAGAAGCACUCGACAAAGCAGCUGCAGGCCGAACCACCAUUGCCAUUGCGCAUAGGUUGAGUACGAUCAGUCGAGCAGAUAUGAUUUAUUGUCUCAAAGACGGAAAAGUUGCUGAACAAGGAACGCACGGAGAGUUGUUGGCUAGGAAUGGAAUUUAUGCUGAUCUGGUGCGGAUGCAGGAGCUUCAGAAGGAGGAGUAG